UGGUGGCUGACCGCCUCGGGCUCGCUCGAGCCCGUCUCGACGGCGGUGGCCGUCGACUACCUCUCGCACUUCUUCAUGAUUAACAUCAUGUUCCACAUGACGCACGUCAACUUCCGGGUGCGCAUGCUCGGCCACGUGGUCUCGAUCCUCACCUUCUGCACGCUCGGCUGGGGGGGCGGCUGGUCGGGCAGUGUCUCCUUCUCGGAGCGCGGCCAGCCCUUCGACACCUACCUCAUCUGCGUCUUCAACGCACUCGGCUGGAUCGUCGGCAACUCGGCCGAGCUCAUCGUGCGGCGCGCCUUCAUGGCGACCCACCGCGAGCAGAAGCAAAACGCCGCGCUGCUCGCCAAGCUGGAGCGCAAGGAGGCGACCGAGGUGCUGCGGCGCCCCCCUCCGCCCCCACCUGUGCAGAAGCGCAAGCGCCGGCGGGUGUAG
Molecule: messenger RNA, 435 nt
Organism: Emiliania huxleyi CCMP1516
Lineage: Eukaryota; Haptophyta; Isochrysidales; Noelaerhabdaceae
Exons: 1
Source: RefSeq, a predicted model, not a curated record